ACUAAAAUUAAAUAAACAAAAGAUUUAUCAAUUUAAAAAAAAAUGAUUUUUCAAUCUGUAUUAAAAUUUAAAAGUACAUCCCCCCCAAGGGAUGAGACACGUGAUUCGUUUGAACGAAGCGCCAAAACAUUGUCACUGCUAUUACUAUUAUUAUUUUUAUUUUAUUAUUUUGAUGCGGAUCGAAGUGUUGGGAGGGGAUUAAAAAUAGUCAUACAAGUGUGCACGCGGUCCAUAUUAGCAAAAAAAUAAAAAUAAAUAAAUAAGUAAUCAAUGUUUAUUAAAUGGAGAUAUUAAUUGUGAUAAAUCAGUGAUUUAUGAUAUUGAUUUUGGUAGUUAAUUAAAAAAUAAUAAUGGAAGAAGAAGAAGAAAAAAAUAGUAUAAUAAUUGAUAUUAAUGAGAAAAAUUAUGUAAAAAAUAAUUCAAGUCCAAAUUUGAGUAUUUAUCGUUCAAUUCAGAGUAAUUUAAAUAAUGCUGAUUCACAACAAACACUGUAUCACAGUGUUAGAAAUACAAUGUAUGAAGAUGCAAUAAGUAUGGACAUUGUUGAUGGUACUGGUGAUGGUAAUUAUGAUUUUGAAAAUUCAACUCUCAGAGGUACACGUGAGACUCUAAUUGAUGAUGAUGAUUUUCAUGAUGUUAGAACACAUCCAGAAACAAAUGGAAAUCCACCAUUGUUGCCAGAAGUUGAUGAGACAAAUUUAUUCUUUAGAGAUGGUAUUAGAUCAAUUGAUUUUGUACUUGUUUGGGAUGAACAUGAUACACAUUCACUUUCAUUUAGAUGUACAGAAUUUAGAAAGAUAUUUGAAAAAAAUCUUGAAAAUGAAGGACUACAACUUGAGUAUGAAGAUGUUGAACCAAAUGGUUUACGUUUUAUUAAAAUUCAUGCACCAAAAACAGUGUUACGUUGUUAUUCAGCAAUAUUAAAAUUACGAUUACCAAUGAAAGAAUUAAUUAAAAAUAAUGAAACAACAACAACACAAAGUUCAAAUGUUUUAAUACAAGAAGUUAAUAGUUGGAUUAAUAAUAUUAUGAAAUAUUUUUAUGUUGAUCAAAAUAUAUUUCCAACAAUGAAACAUAAUUUUACAUCUGUUUAUAGUCGUGAUAAAGAGUACUUAUUUGAUUUAGAUAAACCAGAUUUUUUUACAUCAUCAACACGUUCAAGAAUUGUACAAUUUAUACUUGAUAGAACAAAAUUUACUGAUAAUUCAGAAGAUGAUUUUGCAUUUGGUAUUGAUAGAUUAAUAUCUGAGCAUGCAUAUGUUGCAGCAUAUCCACUUCAUGAUGGUAAUUUAAGAAGUCCAGGUUCAAUGAGAUAUUUAUUGUACAAACAUUGGGCAAGCUUAACAAAGUGUUUUCACUAUCAACCCUUGGAUUAUAUAAAGGAUUAUUUUGGUGUUAAAAUUGGUCUUUAUUUUGCUUGGCUGGGUUUUUAUACACACAUGUUGAUACCAGCAAGCAUUGUUGGUUUAUUAUGUUUCACUUAUGGAUGGUUAACACUCUAUGACAAUAAACCAAGUGAAGAUAUUUGUAAUGGCAAUAAUUCAAUUGACAUGUGUCCAUUGUGUGAUCAUUUUUGUUCAUAUUGGGAUUUACGUGAAACAUGUUUACAUGGUAGAUUGACAUAUUUAUUUGACAAUCCAUCAACAGUAUUUUUUGCUGUAUUUAUGUCAUUAUGGACAACCCUAUUUCUUGAAUUUUGGAAAAAAUAUUCAGCUGAAAUAACACACAGAUGGGAUUUAACUGGUCUUGAUGCACAAGAAGAACAUCCAAGACCACAUUAUCUAGCAAGACUUGCACAUGUUAAAAAAAAAAAAAAUAAUGUUAUUACAAAUGCAAUUGAGCCAAAAGUACCAUUCUGGAGUAUGAAAUUACCAGCAACAAUAUUAAGUUUUUCAGUUGUCAUGUUGCUAAUUGCCAUUGCUAUGGCAUCUGUACUUGGUGUUAUAUUUUAUCGUAUGUCAUUAUUAACGACAAUGAGUUUAUGGGGUAAUUCAGCAAUAACAAGUAAUGCAAUAUUAUUUACAACAGCAACAGCAGCAUGUAUUAAUUUAUGCUGUAUUGUAUUAUUUAAUUGGCUAUAUGUAUGGCUUGCUGAAUAUUUAACUGAAUACGAAUUAUUACGUACACAAACUGAAUUUGAUGAUAGUUUAACAUUAAAAAUAUAUUUAUUACAAUUUGUCAAUUAUUAUGCAUCAAUUUUUUAUAUUGCAUUUUUUAAGGGUAAAUUUAUUGGUCAUCCAAGUACUUAUAAUAGAUUUUUCAAUUAUAGACAAGAGGAAUGUGGUCCUGGUGGUUGUUUAACUGAGCUUUGUAUACAAUUAAGUAUUAUCAUGAUUGGUAAACAAGUUAUGAAUUCAAUUUUAGAAAUGCUUGAACCAUUAUUUUAUAAAUGGAUUAAUACAUGGAAAGUACAUUUAAAACCUAAAAAUUCAAUGAAAAAUCAUCAAAAUAAUUUAAAUAAUCCUAAUAAUAAUUUACAAAGAAAUUUUGUUAAAAAAUAUUCACCAUGGAUUAGAGAUUUUAAACUUGUUGAAUGGGGACCACGUAGUUUAUUUCCUGAAUAUUUAGAAAUGGUUUUACAAUAUGGUUUUAUAACAAUAUUUGUUGCUGCAUUUCCAUUAGCACCAUUUUUUGCAUUGUUAAAUAAUAUAUUUGAAAUGCGUUUGGAUGCUAAAAAAUUACUGAGAAUGUAUAGACGACCAGUUAGUCAACGUGUUCAUGAUAUUGGUAUAUGGUAUAAAAUACUUGAUUCAAUUGCUAAGCUGUCAGUUAUAACAAAUGGAUUUAUCAUAGCAUUUACAUCAAAUUUUAUACCAAAAUUAAUUUAUCAAUUGUAUAUAUCAGACAAUCAUAGUUUAGAUGGUUUUUUGGAAUAUUCAUUGUCAAAAUUUAAUACAAGUGAAUUUGAAGCUGGUACUAGUCCAGCAAAUAAUCUUCGACAUAUUGAAAUAUGUCGUUAUUCGGAUUUUCGUGAACCAGCUGAUUCAAUUGAUAAAUACAAAUACACCAGAGUUUUUUGGUAUAUUUUAGCUGCUAGAUUAGCAUUUGUUGUUUUAUUUGAGAACAUUGUGGCUGUUGUGAUAAUACUGGUACGAUGGUGUGUACCAGAUAUGAGUCAAGAAUUACGUGAUAAAAUAAGACGUGAAGUAUACAUAACAAAUGAAAUUGUCAUUCAUCAUGAAGCUCAAAGAGCUCUACAACGAAAUACUAUUAAUGAACCUGAAAUUAUUUGUCGUCAAUAUCAACAAAAUGAAAAUGCUAAUAGAUGGAAUCAUGUGAUGAAUGAUUGUACAUCAAUAACAGACUUUGAUCUUGAAGUUCAUGGUGCACCUGUAUCAUCAACACGAACAGAUGGUCUGUCUUAAAUCUUAAUCGAAAUUUUUAAUCAAAUCAAAUAUUAUAUUUUAUUGACAAAAGAAAAUUUAUGUUUAGAUUUGUUUAUUCAUUUGAUUUUUAUAUUGUUUAAAUUUUUAUAUAUUCUAAAUGUUAUUACAUUAUUAUAUUUUAUUUUUUUCUCAUUGUCUAUUUUAUUAUUGUUUUUUUUUUUUUUUUUCAAAUGGAGAUGUGUAUAAAGACGUGAUAUUAAUUUUUUUACAACGAGUACAAUCAUGAUAGUCAAAAGUAAAAUUAAAUGAAAAUAUAAAUUUAUAUAAAUACAUUUAUAAGUAUAAUAACAAAGAUUAUCUAAUUAUUUUUAUAUCAAUUAUCAAAAAAUAGAAAAUAUUCCAAGAAAAAAUAGCUACUUAAUUUAAUGAUUAAAAUCUUUAACUUAAUAAUUUUUAAUAGAUCUUUUGGAGUUUGUACUUUAACAAAAUUUAUUAGAGCUUUUUGGAAUGUUUAUUAAUUUAUAAUGUUUAAGAAAAUAAAAUAAAAUAAAUCUAUAUAUCUAUAAUUGCUAGCUGGAUUAAUUAUUAAUUUUGUUUUUCAAUUUUAUCUUAUUGUUAAAUUAUAAACCAGGAUGAGAUGUCCACGUGUUAUUUAUUU
This is a messenger RNA of Aphidius gifuensis, 3984 nucleotides long. Its product is annotated as anoctamin-5-like. Lineage: Eukaryota; Metazoa; Arthropoda; Insecta; Hymenoptera; Braconidae. The record is from RefSeq and is a predicted model, not a curated record. Gene Ontology annotation, molecular function: protein dimerization activity; chloride channel activity. The coding region runs from base 351 to 3365 and encodes 1004 amino acids. Gene Ontology annotation, biological process: chloride transmembrane transport. Gene Ontology annotation, cellular component: plasma membrane. The transcript is spliced from 7 exons.